This is a messenger RNA of Lolium rigidum, 2880 nucleotides long. Its product is annotated as putative leucine-rich repeat receptor-like serine/threonine-protein kinase At2g24130. Gene Ontology annotation, molecular function: protein binding; protein kinase activity; ATP binding. The record is from RefSeq and is a predicted model, not a curated record. Gene Ontology annotation, biological process: protein phosphorylation. The coding region runs from base 1 to 2880 and encodes 959 amino acids. The transcript is spliced from 3 exons. NCBI's taxonomy places the organism in Eukaryota, Viridiplantae, Streptophyta, Magnoliopsida, Poales, Poaceae.
AUGGUUCACAUCUUCAAAUUUCUCGUCUUCCUCCUCCUUUGCAGCGUAGCUAGAGUCGGUGGAGUGUCGGAAGAGGAUGACCGCUCCGUGCUUUUAGGCUUCAAGGCCGGAGUGACCGGCGACCCCAUGGGAGCGCUCGCUGGCUGGGGCUCGCCAGACGUGUGCAACUGGACCGGGGUCGCUUGCGACGUGGUGACACACCGUGUUGUCAACUUAACACUAAGUAAUCUGAACCUCUCUGGCAAGGUCUCUCCCACACUUGGCAACCUCUGGCACCUUAGGAAACUCGACCUCUCUCGCAACCACUUCGCCGGCAGCGUCCCGCCAGAGCUCGGCAACCUAUCGAGACUUAGCUGCCUCGAUCUCUCCGAGAACUUGUUUGUCGGCACAGUGCCACCGCAGCUCGGGAAGCUCACCCAACUAGAGAUAUUGAGCCUCAGUGAAAACCAGUUGGAGGGCUCGAUUCCGGGGGAGCUGGCGCGUAUCCGUAGCCUAGAAUGCCUCAAUCUCGGCGAGAACAACCUCUCCGGACACAUCCCGGCGGCCAUCUUCUGCAACCACUCUGCCUUGUACUACUUUGAUGUAUCAUACAACUCUCUAGACGGCGAGAUCCCCAUCCGAGUGGAUUGCCCGCUCUCCAAUCUGGAGAUGCUCGUGGUGUGGUCCAACAAGCUCAACGGCAGCAUCCCCCGCUCUUUGUCAAACUCGACGAAGCUCCGGUGGCUGCUGCUGCAGGACAACUUCCUUACCGGAGAGCUGCCGUCCGACGACAUGUUCAGUGGCAUGGAGAGCCUAGAAUUCCUGCACCUGUCGUUCAACUUCUUCACGAGCCAGCGGAACACCACCAGCCUUGAACCGUUCUUUGCCUCGCUUGCCAAUUGCACCGGCCUCGUGGAGCUCAGUGUCGCCGGAAACGACCUUGUCGGCACGAUCCCACCUGUCAUUGGUCGCCUCUCCCCCAGCCUCAUGCACCUCCACCUUCAGUUCAACAAAAUCUUUGGUCCGAUCCCGGCGAACCUCUCCUACCUUGCCAACCUCACCGACCUCAACCUCUCCGGUAACCUCCUCAAUGGCUCCAUCCCACGGGGCAUCGCCGGCAUGCGGAAGCUCGAGUUGCUGAACCUCUCAAACAACCUGCUCUCCGGGGAGAUUCCGCCAUCCCUAGGCACGAUCCCGAGGCUCGGCCUCGUCGAUUUUUCGCACAACUGGCUCACCGGCGCCAUUCCUCAGACCAUCGUGCAGUGCAUGACCAUGCAAACUCUUGACCUUUCCCACAACAUGCUGGGAGGCGAGAUCCCAGCUGGCUUAUCAAGGCUAAGCGGGUUGCUCUACCUCAACCUCUCUAGCAACCUUUUGUGUGGAGCGAUCCCGGUGACCAUCGGCAAGAUGGUUAAGCUGGAAGUGAUCAACCUAUCCUCAAACAGGCUCUCUGGCACGAUCCCUCCGCAGCUCGGCCAUUGCGUUGAGCUACAAUACCUGGACGUGUCCUACAAUGGCCUCAGGCCUCGUUCGGUUAGCCCCAACCCGCCCGGCCUCACGGGGACCCUGCCUCUGUCCAUGGAGAAGAUGUUGUCGUUGCGGCGUGUUAACUUUUCCUACAACGACUUCUGGGGCGAGGUGCCCAGCGGCGGGAAAUUUGCGGGGUUCCCGGCGGACGCGUUCCUCGGCAAUGCCGACCUGUGCACGGAGAGGGCGUCGAUGAUGCCCGGCUUGGCUAAGUGCAGCAGGAGGAAGCACAGCGCGCUCCACAACCGACGAGUGGUGUUGCCCGUUGUCUUCACUAUUGCGAGCUUCACGACGGCGAUCAUUGUUCUCGCCAUGUGCCGCUCCAUGGGACGCGACGGGCGGCGCUCGGCGCUGCUGGCAUACGUCGGCGGCGGCGAGCCGAGCAACAGGGGAGACCACCCGAGGAUCUCGCAGCGGGAGCUCUCCGAGGCAACGGGCGGGUUCGAGCAGUCGAGGCUGAUCGGUGCGGGGCGGUUCGGGCGCGUAUACGGCGGCACGCUCCGCGACGGCACACGUGUCGCCGUCAAGGUGCUCGACCCGAUUACCAGAGGCGAGGUCUCCUGGAGCUUCAAGCGCGAGUGUGAUGUGUUGCGAUGGACACGGCACCGGAACCUGGUACGCGUGAUCACCACAUGCAGCCAGCCGGACUUCCACGCGCUCGUGCUUCCAUGGAUGACCAAUGGUAGCCUCGAGAGCCGCCUCUACCCAUCUGACGGUGGCCUUGACCAUGGCAUGGACCUCACAUGGCUGGUCGCCAUCGCCAGCAACAUAGCCGAGGGGCUCACCUACCUGCACCACUAUGCACCCGUCCGCAUCAUACACUGCGACCUCAAGCCCGGAAACGUGCUCCUCGACGACGACAUGACGGCCGUCGUGGCUGACUUUGGCAUCGCGCGCUUGGUCAAGGACAUGGGCGAUGACGACAUCACCGGCUUUGCUGAUCCAUGCAACUCCAUUGCCGGGUUGUUGCAAGGUUCCGUGGGCUACAUCGCACCAGAGUACGGACUAGGAGGCCACCCUUCAACAGAAGGUGACGUGUACAGCUUCGGCGUGAUGCUACUGGAGAUGAUCACCGGGAAGCGCCCGACGGAUGCGCUCUUCCAAGAGGGACUCACGCUGCAUGAAUGGGUCAGGCGACACCACCCGCAUGAUGUUGCGGCCAUCAUCGCACAGUCAUGGCUGGCGGCCAUGGAUGCGAUGUUGUCGGCGGUACAAGCAGGUCACAUUGUCGUCGAGCUGAUCGACCUUGGGAUCGCGUGCACUCAGUACUCGCCGGUGGAGCGGCCUACCAUGGCGGAGGUGUGCCACUCGAUCGCCCUCCUCAAGGUUGCGUCUUCCCGACGUGUAGUUAUGGAUUCUACUGCCAUAGCAUGA